GGCUUUAUGAGCUCACUUAGUAAAUAUCCUUUGUACAUAAGCAUAGUUUGAGUGCCAAAAGGCAGCCUCAAGUAAAUGUAGCAUGCUCUCUAAUUUAACCAACUGUAAUAUGCUGAUAUUUGGGGGAUUGUCUAUUUCUUUUGUGUAAUUAUUAAUCUGCUUUGGAAAUAGGCAUGAGUGAUACAUAGAUUUACCCUUUUGUUUUGAAGGUACUCUUCAUGUAUUACCUUUAAUCUUCACAACAGCCAGAAUUUAGUAGGACAUAUCCAUUACUACAACUAUUUCUCAGAUAUAAGAAAGGUAAUGGAGAGGAUAAGAAAUUUGCUAAAUAGGUGGGCAUGGCUGUUUGUGGUAAGGAUUUUCACAUUACCUGGUCUACUCUUCAUCAGUAUCCCUUAGCAAGUGUUACUAUAAAAAUACUUAUAUGGGCCAGGCAUGGUGGUGCUUGCCUAUGGUCCCAAGUAUUCAGAGGGCUGAGACAGGAGGAUUGCUUGAGCCCAAGAGUUUGAAUCCAGCCUUGGCCAACAUAGCAAUAUCUCAUUUCUUAUUUUAUUUAUUUAUUUAGAGACAGAGCCUCAAGCUGUCGCCCUGGGUAGAGUGCUGCAGCAUCACAGCUCACAGCAACCUCCAACUCCUGGGCGUAAGCGAUUCUCCUGCCUCAGCCCCCCAAGUAGCUGGGACUACAGGCGCCUAGCCAGCAAUAUCUCAUUUCUUCACAAAAAAAAUUUUUAAGUGCAUAAAUGGCAAUCUUGGUGGGGGGAAAUGUUUUAAAGGUAGGAAACAGUAAUGACUUAUAGAGUGAAAGUACAUCUGUCAUUAUAGUCUCUGAAAAAGGUGGCCACUUUAUUUUCCUGUCCCAGAGAGAGACACGCUUGGCUCUGUAACAACCAUUCUGAGCAGAAGAUAUAGCAACUUGCUCUUUCGAUAAAGCUUAGUCCAUUGUUAUUUCUGUCACAGUGCUGCCAAAAAGACAGGCUUUGAAUAGCCCUCAAAAUGGACUAAAUCAAUAGAAUGUGAUUUCUCCGACCUCACAUUCCUUUUGAAUGAUUUUGGGUUUCAGAGAGUAGUUCACUGAAGGUUUUGAAGAAUGCUAAUAACUAAAACUUGAGAAAUGGGUUACCCUUUUUUCUUUUCUUUUAUUGUUGGGGAUUCAUUGAGGGUACAAUAAGCCAGGUUACACUGAUUGCAUUUGUUAGGUAAACCCCCAGGUUACCCUUUUUUCCUUGGGUCACCUCCCAGGAAGUAGUUUGUAGAUUUUAGGCUCUUAAUAAACCACUAGAGGGCUCUCUGCACCCGCAUGCUAGUGUGACAAGAAGGCUGUUUCCCAUCAAUGCCUCUGCAAAUCAUAAUUUCUAAAUUUUCCCGCAUUCCUGCUGUUUUUCUGAGACUACAAAAAAAAGAGUACAGCCCACCUUAAGUUUCGAAAAUUAUACUAUUAUAUAAGUAUGCCUUUUUUUUAGUGUAUUCUUUCAGUCCUAAUCUCACACCUGCUUUUUGUCCUCAGGGCCCUUUCUUUACAUUGAUUAAAUUCCUUUUCUCUGCAACAGAGCUUUACUACUGACCACCUAUCUCUGUCUUUUUUUUUUUUUAGAGCAGCUCUGGGGUCACAAUAAAAUUGAGCAGAAAGUACAGUUUCAUAUACUCUGUUUUUGAGACAUCCCUUUUGCUAAUUGGGAUCUUAAUUCCACUAGUUUCUGGUACCAGUCUCUGUGUUGGCUUUUUAGAAGCAUGACUAGGCAAACACACUUGACGUCGCUACUCAGUCAUCCUAUCAGGCUUUUAUCUGCUAAAUAUCUACAGUGAUUACCAACAGAUUUAAAACUAGAAUAUGCAGACACAAUCAGCAUGAAGAAAAUUGGUUUCCAGAUCUUCCAACUUCUACAUGUACUUAGGAGAACGUGCUUUCAGUCGAGUCGAUAAUUUUAGUUAAGACUUUGGUAUACUAAACCCCAAACUGAAAAAGCAGCUUUAUGACUUGGGAAACAAAUCCAAAUCCUUCUGUUAGUUACGUAAUUUAAAAUUCUCUAUUUUCAACAGAAUUAAAGUAGCACCAAAUCAAAUUAUGAACUGAUUAGGACAUUACAUUCAACCUAGUCCUGUCCCAGUCAAGUUAGGGGUACUGCCAUGAAAUUUUGAUCAUUUGAAGUUUGUGGUUCUCAAGAGGGGUGGGGGCGACUCUGCCCCUACAGGUCAACUGGUGGAGUCUGGUGGCAUUUUUGUCCGUGUAUCACCUGCUGAGAGCAUCCUAGCAGGCACAGGAGUGUCCCUCCCACCCCCCGAUCUAGUGUGCCGGCGGUAAGAGUUUGGGACGUCCUGCCUUAGCAGCUGCAGUUCGCGGGUCUUUGAGCGGAAGCUGCUGUCAGGGACCGGGUCCCUUCCCUGGCCUGCCGUCCCUGGCACGCGCACCACUCCACGGAGCCCACUGUUUCCACCAGCCGCCCGGUGGCGCGCCGCCAGCGUCCACCACCAGCUGAUCCCGCCUCCCGCGCAACGCUUUGUGGCGCGGAGCGGUGACGUCAUUUCCGCUACGAGUUCUGCGGGCCCGCCCCCAACGCGGCCGUAACUUAGGCAACGGCCCGGCCGACAGGCGUCCGGCUCCAAGCCCUAGUCCGGCGGCCGGGACUAGUCGCCCCAGGGCCUUCCACCGAGCCCAGCCCCGCAUGCAGGUGUGAGCGGCCGCUUCCCCGCUCUUAGGGCAAAGCUCUCAGCCACUGCACGGGCGACAGAGAGGCCUGUCCCAUCCGGAAGGAAGCGACCCUCUGUCGUGGGGAAACAGAAGGGACGCCGUAGUGAGGACCUGAGGCUGCACCAAGGAAGAUGUUUAAAACUUUAAGCAACCAUCACAGUAAUGGAUCUCUAUCAGAAGAAUGAGACUGAGUUUAGAAAUAGUGCAAAUAAUGAAAUUCAAAGCACGGAAGAAACGGAGCUAACCUGUUCUUGUCCAGAUGAACGAAGUGAAAAGAAUCACGUUUGUUGUCUCCUCAACAUCAGUGACAUUACAUUUGAACAAGAUGCAAAAGUCACCGAGCUUAUCAUCGGAACUGGAUGGGAAGAAGCCGUCCAGGGCUGGGGAAGGAUUUCUCCAACUGCCUGCAUCUGGCAAAAGAAGAAACUAAAAAAGGCGAGGGUAGGAGAAAGUACGGGCAGUGGCUGCUUAGUCUGUAUGAAUAUCUCCCAAGGGAACCUCGAGGCCAGGCCUCUUAUGGAGGCUGGGAAAUUAGAGGCAGGGGCUGAGGCGGAGGCCAGCCUGGAGAAGGAUCGGAGCAGCCUCUCUCAGACUCAGGGGUGCCCCCAGGGCUCCAAUUCUGCUUCCAGAGAGAUCAGUAAAAUAUGCUUUCCCACCUACUUUCAUGGAGAGAAAAAAAGUGUACAAAUCAAGGAGUUUAUUUUGUGCACAGAAGACUGGGCUGUCCCGGACACCAUUAGGGGCAAGGGCCCCAGGAGUCUUGGGGGCGGCGCUGACAAAGGGAUCUCCAUCUCAGACUCCCUGACAACCAAGGCCCUUUUAGUUCUGCCCCCCCUGAAACCUUCACUCCCAAAUGGCUUGGAUGUUCUGGGUAAGAAGAGUAAGAACUUUUUCUUGCAAUCAGAAGAGAAGGUGCUGAGUGUGGAAAAGGAUGAGUGUGUGGAUUGUGGCUAUAGAUUGAAAAGAGAUGACGGGAAUGGUGCAAAGAGACCUAUUGAGCUGGCCAAGCACCUUAAGGUCAACAACCUGCUGCCCUUCCCUUCCCAGGCAGCCAGGACAAGCCUGCUGGCCGGUCCCCAGCAGUGCUGCCUGCGCUGGCCCCUUCUGCCUGAGAAGAGCCUGGUGUGCUCUCCCAACCCCAGCAGCUAUCUCGCCACCUUGCAGCUUUUGCAGAAACAGGGAAUGCAAAACUACAAAGUCAAAUUCAAAGCCAAGGAGCCGAGACCUCCUGUGAACACCCACAAGCACGUUCUCACAGAGGCCAAGCGGGAAAACAGACCCCAAACACUGGAAACCAAAGUGUUCCCAAGACCUCUCUUGCCAUCCCUCACAGUGAGCAGAGUUGUUAUUCCCCUCUCCACAGGCAACUCUGAGUCUUCACACCCGAUAGAAUUCCCUGGGGACAAGCACUGCUGGAAAUGCUGAGAUUCACGCCUUCUUCUCUUUCCCUUCUCUGCACCUUGCGCUCUCUCUGUCCUCCUCCCCUCCCCCUCCCUCUUUUUUUCUUUUUCCUUUUCUUCUUUCCUCCCCUACCUUCUCCCAUCGUUUUUUUUUUGGUAGUAGAACCAGAGGAAAUUGAACCUCAUUGGAUGGGUUUUGACUUAACUCUGAAACACCAUAUUCACGUGCUGUCUGCUUCUGCUGCUUAACCAUUCACAAAAUGCAAACUGGCAACGCCAGCCUGGGCACUGCCUGCCCACCUCCACUCCCAGCGGAAGCUGCAUGAAAGGUGGGGAAUCCCAAGGGCCUCCCUCCCCCUGCCCCCCACUCCCUAAAAUACACUGGGCUGGUUUAUUCCUGAUCUUUUGAACCAGGCAGAUGUGUGUCUGCUGCCUCUUGUUGUCUUGCAACAAAACUCUGAAGCGUUGCAAAAAAGAUGUGAAGCAUUGCUUUAGCAGGAAACCCUAGCCCAUGUAUCAGGUGAAUACCUGUGUC
Nycticebus coucang (slow loris) is the source of this 4621-nucleotide messenger RNA. RefSeq names its product chromosome 2 C16orf46 homolog (gene C2H16orf46). The transcript is spliced from 3 exons. Lineage: Eukaryota; Metazoa; Chordata; Mammalia; Primates; Lorisidae. The record is from RefSeq and is a predicted model, not a curated record. The coding region runs from base 2849 to 4111 and encodes 420 amino acids.